AGGUAGAAGGUUUUAAGGAUGCAGACCCUUAAUCGUCCAAGUAUAGUGUUUUUUUAUGUUUUCCUAAGCAUAAUAUGAGAAAUUAUAUUCUCAGUCGCCAGUCACUUAGUUUCGCAACAAACCUUAGAAAAACACUGUUUAAUUUGAAACUUCAAGGGUUUCUAGAGAAAGGUUGCGAUUAAGCCAAGUGUCGAGCGAAUGGGGAUAUCAUUUCUCAUAUUAUGCCGAUAAAAAUAUAAUAAAAUCAUACUUUAUACUUAGGUAGUUGAGGGUCUGGAUCCUUGAAGCCUACAAUCUCACGUGCUGGUAAUUCAUGACGCGACCUAAGAUAAGAUGAAAGCAGGCUAACUUGUCAGGAGGUGGAUGAAAAUCCAGACCCCUUUCGGUUUCUACACGACAUCGUACCGGAACGCUAAAUCGCUUGACGGUACAUCUUUGCCGGUAGGGUCAACAACUCCGAAGCAUCCUUAAGAGAUUUGGAGUCAAUUGCGAAUUCGCAUUUCCGUGUGAAAAGUAUGAUAAUUUCUCUUAUUAUUCAAAACCAAUAUUUAGUAGGUACAUUGAAACGGUCUAUAUUCACGCUUGCGACUCAAGUCAAUAUCGCAUUAACCUUUGUUAUCAGUUGUACACUAUAUCAAAGAAGACAAGUAAAAUAAUAAGUACAACUCAACAGUAUAAAUACUAUUUUAAUUAAAAUAUCAUCUGCGUAGAGAAAUUCGAGUAGUACAGUGAAAAAUAAAGUUAAUCGUCAAGAUGUGUUUUGGCCUGUUUUUUGUUUUUUGUGUUGCAAUUACUACAACCUACUGUAUUCCUACUGAUGACGGUGGACUGAUAUUUGCUGGUGGUCAGGGCGGCUUCGACAGCAACGUUGGUGGAAGUGAUGACGGUGGUCUGACUUUUGCUGGAGGCACGGGCGGCUUUCAGAGCAACGUUGGUGGAAGACGUCUAUGGGGAAAUCGCGAUGGUGGUCACGUGGAAGACUAUCCCAAUCAUAGUGAGGACAGCGGCUAUAAUAUGGGUAUUACAGUCAGGUCUGAGACGGACAAAAUUAUAUACUGCGUCGGGUGCACUAUCCACAAUAACAUCGGCAACGGGCUCUACAACAGGAAUGAAGUUCACCUAGCACGAUAUAAAAAAUCCAUCCCUGCUCGUCCCGUCCGUCCAACCCGUCCCCCUCCCAUUCGACAGGGCUGAUUACUAGAGAACUUACUUACCAAUAAUAAAUGUUUAAAAUAUUGAAUAAGUUUUCAUUUUGCGAAUUAACAAAGUUGUUUAAUU
Messenger RNA from Bicyclus anynana (squinting bush brown), 1278 nucleotides. RefSeq lists its product as uncharacterized. Bases 754 to 1194 code for a protein of 146 amino acids. The record is from RefSeq and is a predicted model, not a curated record. The transcript has 5 exons. NCBI's taxonomy places the organism in Eukaryota, Metazoa, Arthropoda, Insecta, Lepidoptera, Nymphalidae.